This is a messenger RNA of Tripterygium wilfordii, 2113 nucleotides long. RefSeq lists its product as uncharacterized. The record is from RefSeq and is a predicted model, not a curated record. The coding region runs from base 270 to 1598 and encodes 442 amino acids. NCBI's taxonomy places the organism in Eukaryota, Viridiplantae, Streptophyta, Magnoliopsida, Celastrales, Celastraceae. The transcript is spliced from 4 exons.
UUUCUCUACUUUUUGUGUGUAUUUUUGUGCUUAAAUAGAUGUAUUUAUUGUUAAGAAGAAUUGUUCGGGCUAGUCGGCGAUCUUGAAAUAUUUGGAUUUGUCUCGAUGAUUAGGGUAUUGAAUGGCUAUCUAGUAACUGAAAUCGGUGAAUUUAUGCUUUAGAGAAGGCCUUCUGAUUACCGUUGUGUUCUCUGCUUGCCAGAAGACUUUAUGAAGUCGUCCAAAUGCGUAAAAUGGUUAUUGUAGUAGUUUGUUGUGUAUGAGUGGUCAUGGGAUCUGCUUGUUGUAUUGCUGCAAGAGAUAGAACCAGUCCCGACAGAACUGUUGGUGAAACUUUGCACAGGAAUUUAACAUGUUCUCCAACUUGGAGCUUCCAGUGGGAAAAUCAAAGACGUGUUGCUGGUGAAAUCGAUGAUUUUCCCUCUCAAGUCUCUCAUGGAAUCAGUGGGAAUCUUGAUGUGGAGAUGAAAGGGGCUUUAGAUUAUGAGAGAGGUAAUGUUUCUGAUGGAGGAAGUCCACUUGAGAAUAUGGGGACUCCUGCUUCUCUAAAGUCAGAAGUCCACGAAGCUGUUGUAGGUUUGAGUAUGAUGACUCCACUGUCAGAUGUAUCCAAUGCGAGCAAUAAUUCUAUAGAGGUGAAGAACUUGGCUGAAUCACCAGAUGUUGCAGAUCUACCAGCCUCAAAAUUUUCAUUUUCCAUACCCUCUCCAUUUGUGAUGCCUGUUGGCGACCCUUUUUCAACUCAUGUGCAUCAGCUCCCUCCCAACUCCACCCCUACCCGCCGGGCUCGGCGUUCGCAUGGGUACCGGCUAUUUAGACAGGUGUCAGAUAGCCGAAUCCUGGGAUUGAAAUCGCCAAAUGAUUAUGCAGAGUCUGAUGGAAGGUCGUCAGUUGUACACUCCACCUGCAGCAAUGACUUGACAACUGGAUCCCAUGGUGGUUCGUCUGAUGGCUGGUCCAUGCGCACCUUUACUGAGCUUGUUGCAUCUUCUCAGAGAGAGAGGUGGUCAUUUGACAGUGAGCACUUGGGUUCUGCCCAUGGUAGGAUAGGUGAAUCUAGUGGAAGGCUCUCAUACUGUCCGUCUCUAGAGUCGCAAACUUGUGGGUCUUGCUCAAAGCUCUUGCCAGCGAGAUCUUCAUGGAGCUGCAACGAGCUGUCAGUUGCUGCCGUGCUGGUUUGUGGUCAUGUUUACCAUGCUGAGUGCCUGGAGACACUUACGCAAGAGGCUGAUAGGUAUGACCCAUCUUGCCCAAUAUGCAUGGUUGGAGAAAACCAAGUAUCGAAGAUGUCUAGGAAGGCUUUGAGAAUGGAGGCAGAUUUAAGGGCAAAAACCCAUAAGAUAUCUAGAAAUCGAGUCAUAGACAGUUACCUUGAUGGUGGUUUUGAUGAUAUCGAUCGCCAAAGCAAUGCGAAACAAGUUGCAAAAGCUUCCAAGAUGGAAGCCAGCUCUAGUUCAAGGGGCGCCUUUUCCAAGCCUUUCUUGAAACGACACUUAUCAAUUGGGACCAAGUGGAGGAGAUCCUUGUCAGAGAAUGAUUAUGCCAGAAGGAAGGAGGGAUUUUGGGCUAGAUAUCGCAAAUAUUUAGCUCCCAAGUGAUAAGGUGUGAGCAACUUGGUCUUUUACCACGCUAGAUGAUAGAUGGUAGCAUUCUUUUUGAGGUUUUUGUAGAUUGGCUAAGAUUCUGCUGAAUUUGUUUAAUCAUCUUACUGCCUUACAAGAACUGCUGGUGCCGUUGAAAUUAUGUGAAACUGAAGGCGAAGGCUGCUUAAUAGUACCUAUAACUAAGCGUCUCAAAUACAUCCACAACUGUUCUCUGGAUUAACUUCCUUGUCCAGGUAAUUCCAUUAACCGUGAGCUAUCUGAUUAUUGCAGGCCUCUUUGAAGGCUAUUUUUUUUUGUUAGAAUCCCGAGGGCCUUGAGUUGGGGGUCACUUUUGUAGCCCUGCUGGGAAUCUGAUCAGAAUAAAACUUGGGGUUGCUGAUAUCUUGUGGAAAUGAUCUUGUUUAAAAUAUAACGAAGGUCAAAGUAAUGAGUAUUUUAUUCAGUUAUAUUGUGGUUGCUUUUGGUCUGUAUUUUUGUUGAGAUAUACCACGAAUCCCUCUCUUCCCUCG